Molecule: messenger RNA, 694 nt
Organism: Gasterosteus aculeatus aculeatus (three-spined stickleback)
Lineage: Eukaryota; Metazoa; Chordata; Actinopteri; Perciformes; Gasterosteidae
Gene: plac8.2
Product: placenta associated 8, tandem duplicate 2
Source: RefSeq, a predicted model, not a curated record
GUGACUCAGCGCCUCGCCACAGAGGAGCGUUGUUGGAGGAAGAGGGAGUGUUUACAGAUGCACAAUAAAAACGCCACACAAGGUCGGCUGCUCCCACCGGCUAUAAAGACUCCGCUCUGAACCGUCCUCCGCCUUCCUCCGCCUCACUCCUCCGACCUGAGACCGCCCCCCCCUCUCCCUCCAUCACCUCCAUCAUGGCUGUGACCCGUCAACCCGGCAGCUUCGGGCCCUCCGAGUUCCAGACCGGCCUGUGCGACUUCUGCGGCGACUGCGGCACCUGCCUCUACGGGCUGUGCUGCUACCCCUGCCUCGGCUGCUCCAUCGCCAGCGACAUGGACGAGUGCUGCCUGUGCGGCCUGAGCAUGGCCAUCCGCAGCGUGUACAGGACCAAGUACAACAUCCAGGGCUCGCUGUGCGGCGACUUCUGGGCGGUCGGCUGCUGUCCGCUCUGCGCCACCUGCCAGCUGAAGAGAGACAUCGACCGCAGGAAGGAGCAAGGCAUCUUCUGAUUGGGAUGGCGUGACGGAGGCUGUUCUCGUGUGAUCUUUGUGCUCCUGUGAAGACGUUUGUGCGGGACGCUCCCCAGAGGGCAGAUCAGCAUCGAGAUUUACCGCCUCGGUUACAAAAUAAAGCUUAUCUGAUUGAAUGUUUGUUUUUAAAUGUUAUUGCAAUAAAAAUGAACUCUUAAUUGGAA